AUGGCUACCGUCAACAUUCGCCGCGAUGUCACCGACCCCUUCUACCGCUACAAGAUGGAGCGCAUCCAGUCCAAGAUCGAAGGCAAGGGCAACGGCAUCAAGACCGUUAUUGUCAACCUGAGCAGCGUGGCUCAGUCUCUCGCCCGCCCCCCUGCUCACGUCAUCAAGUACUUUGGUUUCGAACUCGGAGCUCAGACCAACACGAGCCCCAACGAUGACCGUUGGAUCAUCAACGGUGCCCAUGAUGCCAGCAAGCUCCAGGACUACCUUGAUGGCUUCAUCUCAAAGUUCGUCCUCUGCAAGAAGUGCAAGAACCCCGAGACCGAUGUCCAUAUCAAGGACGGCAACAUCACGCUUGACUGCAAGGCUUGCGGAAAGAUCUCCGACGUUGACCCGCGCUUGAAGCUUAGCUCCUUCAUCCUGAAGAAUGAACCCAAGAAGGGCAAGAAGGACAAGUCCAGCAAAAAGGCCGAGCGUCGUGCUCGCAAAGAGGCUGAAGCCCGUGGUGAGGCUACCUCGCCCGAUGGCGGCAGCCCCGGUGACAGCGCCGACGACAACGGCGACGAUGGCGACUUGGCACUCGAGGCCGGCAGCGAUGACGAGCUUACCCGCCAGAUCAACGAGGGCGCCAAGGAGAUCGAGGAUGAAGACGCCAAGGAGGUUGAGUGGUCCAUCGACACCUCUGAGGCGGCUAUUAGGGCUCGUGCUCAGGAUCUGCCCGACGACCUCAAGCGUGCUCUUGUCAUUGAGGAUGACGAGGAGGGCGGCUCGAGCUACGAUGUCUUUGGCAAGUGGAUCAUCGACACUGGUGCCGAGAAGGGUGGUGUUGAGAACCUUGACAACGUCGACAUCUACAUCAAGGCCAAGGAGCUCGGCAUCGAGGAGAAGCACCGUACUCUCACUGUCAUUCCCCAGACCCUCUUCACUGAGAAGAUUGUCAAGCAGAUGGACGGUCGCGCCCCUAUGCUCAAGAAGAUGAUCACUUCGGAUAAGCACGAGAAGGCUUUCCUUGGUGGUAUCGAGCGCUUUGUCGGCAACGACAAGCCUGAGCUGAUUCCUCAGGUCUCUGCUAUCCUGCUCAAGGUGUACGAGAACGAUCUUGUCUCGGAGGAUCAGCUCAAAGCCUGGUGCUCCAAGGCAAGCAAGAAGUAUGUCGACCUCAAGGUCAGCAAAUCUGUUCGCAAAUCGGCCGAGCAGUUCAAGGACUGGCUGGAGAACGAGGAUAGCGAGGAUGAGGACUCUGAGUAG
Molecule: messenger RNA, 1248 nt
Organism: Alternaria arborescens
Lineage: Eukaryota; Fungi; Ascomycota; Dothideomycetes; Pleosporales; Pleosporaceae
Product: putative eukaryotic translation initiation factor 5
Exons: 1
Coding region: 1-1248 (415 amino acids)
Biological process (GO): formation of cytoplasmic translation initiation complex; formation of translation preinitiation complex; translational initiation
Cellular component (GO): cytosol
Molecular function (GO): translation initiation factor activity; eukaryotic initiation factor eIF2 binding; GDP-dissociation inhibitor activity
Source: RefSeq, a predicted model, not a curated record